Anolis sagrei ordinatus is the source of this 2269-nucleotide messenger RNA. RefSeq names its product homeobox C13 (gene HOXC13). Gene Ontology annotation, molecular function: RNA polymerase II cis-regulatory region sequence-specific DNA binding; DNA-binding transcription factor activity, RNA polymerase II-specific. The record is from RefSeq and is a predicted model, not a curated record. Gene Ontology annotation, biological process: regulation of transcription by RNA polymerase II. Lineage: Eukaryota; Metazoa; Chordata; Lepidosauria; Squamata; Anolidae.
GGGCGUCAACAAUAUGUUGGGGAAAUUAGGUGUCUCCUCUCUUUGGGAAGGCGAGUUUUAAAAAGCUCGGCGCAGACCAUGCUAUGACGACUUCCCUGAUCUUGCAUCCACGCUGGGCGGAGACCUUCAUGUACGUCUACGAGGAGACCCCGAAUGAGAGCAGCCCCAACAAGAUCCCAGCCACCGCCGCCGCCGCCAUGGAAGGGCUCGCGGGGAAUUGCCCGGCCAGCCAUUGCCGGGACCUGAUCGCCCACCCGGCCCUGGGACGACACUCCAGCGGGCUCGGCGGCCACCAGGGCUCGGUCUACGCGGAGAUCCCGGCGCCCGACGCCUCCCGACAGUGCCCGCCGCCGCCGCCUCCGCCGCCGCCUCCUCCCGCCGCCUCCAGCGGCCCCCUGGGCUACGGCUACCCCUUCGGAGGCAGCUACUACGGGUGCCGCUUGUCCCACGCCCACAACGUCAACUUGCAGCAGAAGCCUUGCUCCUACCACCCGGCUGCAGCUGAGAAAUACCCCCCGGAGCCCAGCGGCUCCCUCCCCAGCGAAGAACUCUCCUCCCGGGCCAAAGAGUUUGCCUUUUACCCGAGCUUUGCCAGCUCCUACCAAGCCGUCCCGGGCUAUUUGGACGUAUCCGUGGUGCCCGGGAUCAGCGGCCACCCGGAGCCCCGGCACGACGCGCUGCUGCCCAUGGACGGCUACCAGCACUGGGCGCUCUCCAACGGGUGGGACGGGCAGGUCUAUUGCUCCAAGGAGCAGCCCCAGUCCGGACACCUCUGGAAGUCACCGUUCCCAGAUGUGGUCCCUCUUCAACCAGAAGUGAGCAGCUACCGUAGGGGUCGAAAGAAAAGAGUCCCCUACACGAAAAUCCAGCUGAAAGAACUAGAGAAAGAGUACGCCGCCAGCAAGUUCAUUACCAAAGAGAAGCGACGACGGAUCUCGGCUACCACUAACCUUUCCGAGCGCCAGGUCACCAUUUGGUUUCAGAACCGGAGGGUGAAGGAGAAGAAGGUGGUUAGUAAAUCUAAAGCACCUCACCUGCACGCCACCUGACCCAGCCCUCCUUCAAAGGGCAAAAAAAUAUUAAAAAGCCAGAACAAACAAGCCCAAGUCUAGAGAAGCCGCCGACACUCUCAGCACCACUUCCGCCAACUAAGCGGGCACAGGACAGAAUCAAAGACACCUAUUUAUUGGGUCCAUUUGUAUAAAAAUAAUCCAGCCAGGCACCGGGACUCUUUAAUUUGAUUAUUUAAAGGGAAAACACCUCCAAAGAGGCGGCCAGGGAUCGCAACCGCCCUCUUUGGGUUUCCUUCUGUCUUCUUCUUCUUCUGUCUUUAACUGUGAAUGCAGCCGCCCUCCUUAAACAGCAGUUUGGAUAUAAUUUUUCAAGAUGCACAUUGGACAAAUAGAAGGGAGGGAAAAGGGGGAUACAAAUAAGUCAGUUUCCUAUCAGGGGUGGUUGAAUAUUAUGUUGUAGAUAGUCCUCCCCCUCCCCUCUCCUUUCUCUUUCUUUGUCUGUUUUUUUUUAAUUGAAUAUAUGUAUAUAUAAAUAUAAAUAUAUAUAUGGGGGACUUUUUCAAAGCUGUUCCGGUUCUGGUAGAGAUACCAUAAUUAUUUGCUUAUUUCUUUAAGAGGGACCCAAAGCAAAGUUCAGGAGCGGAGGAAAAAGAAAUAAGAAAGAGAGAAAUAAGGCUGCUACCCUGAAUGUGUUGCUGUUAAUGUCCCCUCCUCUCUGAUUUUAGCCUGGUAUUGCUCCAAUAAGUUUGUGUCCCUCCUGAAUUUAAAAGGGACUGGUCGAAAAGGCAGCCACUCCCAAGACUGCUUGGGUUGUAAAGCAAGACAUUCAAACGGGGUUUUCCACAAUCCUUAAUUGACCUGAAUGCGAUUUAAACUCCCUUCCCUUUUUUUUGGCCGAAUCGUAGCCUUGUUCUUUUUUAAGUUGCUGGAAGAUGUUCUCAGCCGGGUUUGAUUUCUCCUUAUUUUUUUAUUAGAAUUGUUGUUGCUGUUGUUGUUGUUCUGGUGCGUUUGUUUUCCCCGCUACCAAACUGGAAUGUUUCUUUCUCUGUGGACAUUGCGGGAGGGAAAGGCGAAACGUCGCUCUGUUGUUGAUUUUUUGUUUCUUGGGCAAUGCCCCCCUCCUUUCUAUAUACAUUCAAAUCAGGAAGAGCCCUAGGUGUUCUUUCGCGAUGUCAAAGCGGCCUUUUUUUAAAAAAGAGAGAACAAAAUUGUCUUGUCUAUGUAUAUAAUGUGGUGUCCGAAUGAUAUGUACUGAA